UAUUACACGAGUGAUACAGUGAUUUUCAUUAAGGGCAGUGGGCGGCGCGCACACACAGCCCGUGUCUUAUUGCGAUAUACGUGAGUGCGCGUCCGUUAUCAACCAGCCAGCCAGCCAGCGAGCGAGCCUGCACUCCUCAAACCAGACCCGAGCCGAACCACGCCGAGCCGAGCCAAAAACGAUCGGAGCAUUUGAAGUUAGCCCUGCCGCCCCCUCACAGAGGCAGCAGAGCAGGAAAGAUGACCUGGUAGCGCAUCUUUACGCACGCGACCCGCCGUCUAUCCCUUUAUAAACCCACAUUCUGCUUCUUUUUUUUUUUAAACGUUUAAUUCUCUCGCGGAGACCAUGGAGACGGCAGUUCACAGGAGCGAUAUUCUCAUCUCUCAGCUGCUGCUUUUCAGCCAAAUAGUUGUGGCAGCAGAGCCGAUGGUCCGAGGCCUGAGGAAACUCCCCGAAGAUGUCGACUGGUCCUACUCAGGUGCCCUGAACCAGCACAACUGGGGAAAGAAGUACCCGCCCUGUAACAGCGCCCGGCAGUCUCCUGUGGACAUCGACGAGACGUUCACCCAGGUCCGGCUGCAGUACCAGAAUCUACAACUAGAAGGCUGGGACGAACUGACCGCAGAGUCCAGCACCAUCCACAACAACGGGAAGGCUGUCUCCCUCCGUGUGGAAGGGGAGUUCUUUGUUAGUGGAGGAGGGCUGAGCUCCAGGUUCCGUGUUGCUACAAUCACCUUCCACUGGGGGCACUGCAAUGCCACAUCAGAUGGGUCUGAACACAGCCUGAAUGGGAUGAAAUACCCUCUGGAGAUGCAGAUCUACUGUUACGAUCCAGAUGACUUCCAAAGUCUGGAGGACGCUAUUCGAGAAGGAGGGAGGAUCGCUGCCUUGGCAGUGCUCUUUGAGAUCAGCUUGGAAGACAACGAGAACGUCCGCCCUGUAAUAGAGGCCGUCAACACUGUCAGCAGGUUUGGUAAGAGCGGAUCGAUGGAAGCUUUCACCAUGCGGUCCUUGCUGCCAAAUAACACCGAUAAAUAUUACAUCUACAAUGGCUCACUAACUACACCUCCCUGCUCUGAAACGGUGGAGUGGAUCAUCUUUAAACACACUGUGGCCAUAUCAGAAACACAGUUGGAGGUGUUCUGUGAGGUGAUGACCAUGCAGCAGGCUGGAUAUGUGAUACUGACGGAUUACCUGCAGAGCAACUUCAGGGAGCAGCAGCAGCAGUUCAUGGGCCAGGUGUUUGCCUCGUACACCGGAGUGGAGGAAGUGCUCACACCCACCUGCAGCUCGGAGCCAGAGAACGUUCAGGCCGACGCCCAGAACGACACAACCAUCAUGGUGAUGUGGGAGCGUCCCCGUGUGGUUUACGACACAACCAUCGACUGGUACACCGUCACAUACCAGAGGCUACAGGGCCAAGACCAGAGCAAGCAGGAGUACAGGACAGACGGGGACCAGGACGUGGGUGCCAUCAUCCCUAGCCUGCUGGCCAACAGCAGCUAUGUGGUUCAGGUGGUUGCUAUUUGCACCAAUGGACUCAGAGGACGAUGGAGUGACCAGAUUAUAGUGGACAUGCCUUUAGAUGACCCUGAAAGUGAUUCGGAUCCCGACGCCGUCACAAAGGAUUUGGAAGGCCGCAGGGAGGUCUCAUCUAAAGCCAAAUCAGAGAAGCCAGAGAACCAGAAUCAGGUAGAUUUGUCUCCAGAGGACCACAGCCCCGUGGAGGAGAUCCCAGUGGAGCAGACCAGAGUUUACCAGAACCAGCCUUCCCACCACCAGAACCUCCCGGUCCAGGUCAGCACCCCAAAGACUCCCUAUGAGUCCGCCGUUCUACAGAAACCUCGAUCCAACCAGAAUGGGAAAAAGAAGCCGGACCGGAACGGGUCUAGUCCCGAUGAUAUGGAUCAGAACUGGAUUUACGAGGACAGUGAUACAACACCCGGGCCGCUCACUAACGCCGGUUUUGACAGCAACGGCGCAAUAUGGGUCACUGAGGUAACCGAGCAGCCGGGCUUCCUGUUUCCAGUCGCUCGGACACACACACUGCCGGCGGUUCGCCGACAAAUCACAGAAGAGGCCUCGUUGUCAGUGUUGCGACAUCAGUCAGGGGAUCACAGUACACAAGACCGAGCUGGAGAAAGUGCCCUCCCUUCUCCCCAGACGGACGUGUACACCCCUCCUGUGGAGGACGUCCAAGUCACAGAUAUCUUCUAUGAAGACACAGUCAACAACUCUCCACUAGAAAGCAACACCUCUGCUGCAACAGUGUCAUCGUCUGCUGCUGCUGUGUUGCCAGGUAGUAAAGUGGACAAAGUCUCCCUGCCAUCCUCUGGAGACAAACCUCUACCAGAAACCAUCACCUCCGAUUCCUCCAGCCCGCCCCCCCUCUGGAUCACGGCGAGGGCGGCCACCCCCAGCAACACGCUGGCUGAGUCCGUCUACAAAUCAUUCACCACCACCCCUCUCCUCAGGGCACUGAUGCAUACGACCCAGCCCAUGUUCAACGCAAAUACACCCAAGUUCAAGGUUGAGGAGUCUACCACUGACCAGUCAUCUGGCUUAACAAGCUCCCCAAACACUUCUAGUGGAGUGCUCGUCAACCCUACAAAUCCUGCAGACUCCGACCCAGAAGGGGGAUCUGCUGAAAGAGCAUCAUUCGCGCCUCGAUCACUCAACCCUUUUAUUGAAUACAUCAGCGGUGUCCGCCCUGCUCCUGCCCUCCCUGAAGAUAACAGCAGUGGCAUUAUCUUUCCUCAUAACGGAAACUACUCCUCUGAAGAGCACUCUAUUGUCCGUCUACAAAUAGAUUUAGAGCACCCUCAGAUCUCUAGUGCUUUGGGUUCUCAGGAUCACGUCAUUACUGAGCACUCAUUUUCUCUGCUGCCUGAUUAUGGCCUGAGUACAAUCAACUUAUCCAAAACGAACACAGUUGAAGGAAAUACCCCAAAUACUUCUCAGAAUCAAACUGACGGUAGGAUUAAAGAUGGUGUGAACAUCUUGCCACGUCCCGACAAUGAAGAGGAAGCCCGGACAAAUGGACAUAAAGAAGACCUCAACUCCUCCUCAGUCACAUCUUUCUUUGAUUCUAAAGGUUUGACUUUUUCCCUUCCUAAUAAUUCAGAGGAAGCCAACACAGGCUGGCCAGCAGAGGGAAGUGGAUCAGGCUCUGGCCUUUACAGCAACAGGCUCAAUCAGGAAUUUGAUGGAGUCACUACAGUCAAGACUGACCUUUCUACUGUUCCCAAUUUAACUAUCCGCUACAAGGUGGAUGAUACUGGGGAAAAGAGUAGAUCAACAGGAAUUAAGAUGGAUAGUGAAACGGAUACAGGUGAUACAGAUGGGACAGGAAGCAAAAUAAGUAGCAAGAAAGAGUUUGAAACAGAGGCAGAGAAGGAAAUGGAGGAGAAUGAAAGUGAGCGGAGUGGUGGGGAAGAAGAAAAGAUAGAAGGAGAAGGAGUACACAACACUGGGAAAGUGGGUGGUGAAAAAGAUGAGAGUGCCAGACAGCUCAAUAGUACAGCCGACAGGGACGUGUUGGAAGAGAAAGUGGGAGAAACUGAAGUUGAGACUGUAAUAGGAAAGGCAAUAUACACUGAGACCAGCAGUGGGAAUGAAAUUGAGUCCAAUUUUCAUGUUUUUCGCUGGCCUGAGGACGUCAGUGGUUCUGGAGAAGGUGGUGGAGAUGGAGAGGGAAAAGAAAAGAAAGUCAGCGAUGAUAAAGAAGGUAUCAAGGCUGUAGGUGAUAAGGAAAGUGGUGAAAAAGGGGGUGGAAGGGAAGACGGCAAUGAAGAAGUUGUAUCUGGAGGAAGAGAUGGUGUCCAGCUGUCUGUCAGUCAAGAUAAUCCUACAGUGGAGUUCCCACUGUUUGACAACAGCGAAGAAAGCAGCGAUGGGGAUGGAAGUUAUAAGGAGGGUCGAAGCCUAAGUCCUGACAGUGACGUCGUUGGGGCUAACUCUACUCCGGAGGACAACAAAGAGGUGGACGGUGAAGGUAAAAGAAAGGGAGGUCUGGGCAAUGAGGAACACAUCGAAGGAGGUGGUAAAGUGGACAGUGACGCAGCUGUAAUCGGAGAAAGUUUGCAGCAGUUCUCAAGCGUGGACGGGUUGUUGUUUGGUGCUGCAAGAAGACCCCUGUUGGGGCGUCUCGCCCCCCUGCCCAGACUGACAGAGGGCAACGAGGCCACGGAGGAGGAAAUAGAAGAGGGAAGCAACAGCAGCCACGAGUCUCGGGUCGGGCUGGUCGCUGGUCUGGAGAGGGAGAAGAGGACAGUCGUUCCUCUGGCUGUCGUCUCCACUCUCACCAUCCUCUGUCUGCUGGUGCUGGUGGGCAUACUGGUCUACUGGAGAAACUGUUUCCAGGUGGCUAAUUUCUACCCAGAUGACAGUGCGUCACCUAAAGUCAUAUCAGCUCCAUCUACACCCCUGCUGCUGGCCACAGACGGUCACGAGCCGCUGUCGGUGAAACAGUUUGUGAAGCAUGUCAUGGAGCUGCACACCACCAACACUUUCUCCAAGGAGUUUGAGAUUGUCAAAGAAUCCUAUGAGGAAGUGCAGGCGUGCACCGUGGAGAUCGGCAUCACUGCAGACAGCUCCAAUCACCCCGACAACAAAAGCAAGAACAGAUACAUAAACAUACUGGCCUAUGACCACAGUAGAGUCAAACUGUCCAACAGCUUGGACAGAGAUGGGAAAUGUGGAGACUACAUCAACGCUAACUUUGUAGAUGGUUAUGAGCGAACGAGGGCGUACAUCGCAGCUCAGGGGCCCCUCCGAGCGGGCCGGGAGGACUUCUGGAGGAUGAUCUGGCAGCAGAAUGUUGGAGUGAUUGUCAUGAUCACCAACCUCAAGGAAAAAGGACGGACAAAAUGUGACCAGUACUGGCCGGAGGAGAACCAGGAAGAGUACGGCCCGUACCAGGUGACCCUGAAAAGCAGCAAGACCUUCGCUUACUACACACUGCGGACGUUCACUGUCAGAGAUACCACAAAUAAGGUUUCUCAGAGGAGAGUUGAACACACCGUCCUCCAUUACCACUACACCCAGUGGCCUGACAUGGGCGUCCCAGAAUACACUCUGCCUGUCCUGUCCUUCAUCAGAGCAUCCUCCCGGGCGCGGACACAGGAGAUGGGACCUGUACUGGUACACUGCAGUGCCGGUGUAGGAAGGACCGGAACCUACAUAGUGAUAGACAGCAUGCUGCAGCAGAUCCAGGAUCAGGGUACGGUGAACGUUCUUGGUUUCCUGAAACAUGUCCGAACGCAGAGGAACUUCCUGGUUCAGACGGAGGAGCAGUACGUGUUCAUCCAUGACACUCUGGUGGAGGCCAUCUUGAGCCGUGGCACCUCGGUGACCUCUGACCUCCUCCACACUUAUGUGUCUGACCUUCUAACCCCUGGGGCGUUAGGCAGGACGCGCAUGGACAAACAGUUCAAGUUGAUCAGUCAGCGUCAGGCCAAGCACGCAGACUACAGCACCGCCCUGAGAGACGGCAAUGCGGAGAGGAACAGAGCCAGAGCUCUGAUGCCUGUGGAAAGAUCAAGAGUGUGUCUGACCGCUGCCGAGUCUAACUCCACCGGGUACAUCAACGCCUCCUACGUCAUGGGACAUCACCACAGUAAGGAGUUCAUAGUGAGCCAGACUCCUCUGAGCAGCACGGUGGCAGAUUUCUGGAGAAUGAUCUGGGAACACGGCACACACACUGUUGUCCGUCUGCCAGACACACACUGUCAGAGUGAACAGGGGGAGUCUUGUGUUUACUGGCCCAGUAACGACCAGCCAAUGAGCUUUGAGGGUUUCACUGUGUCGUACUCGGGGGAGGAGCAUGUGUGUCUGUCCAAUGACGAGAGACUUUUGGUGCAGGACUUUACAGUGGACUCUCCAGAGAACAAUUAUGUGUUGGAGGUGCGUCAGUAUAGCGCCGCCUGCUGGCCCAACCCAGACAGUCCCAUUAGGAACUGUUUUGAUCUGGUCAGCACAGUCAGAGAGCACAGCAGACAUUCAGACAGACCCACAAUCAUACACGAUCCGCUGGGAGGUGCUACAUCAGGGCUGUUCUGUGCCCUCACCGCCCUGUCCAGUCAGCUAGAGGAGGAGGGAGCGGUAGACGUUUACCAGGUGGCACGGAUGACCAACCUCAUGAGGCCUGGGGUUUUUAAUGAUUUAGAGCAGUACCAGUAUCUGUACCGAGCUGUGCUGAGUGUGGUGAGCAGCCAGGAAGACCAGAGAGCCCUGCAGAGUCCAGAAACCAACGGAUCGGUACCACUGGGACAGACCAACAUCGCUGAGAGCCUGGAGUCACUCAUGUAGACACAGGCAAAAACAACACACAAACAUGUCACAUACACAGAAAAUAUGCAUCACACAGACAGACACACACACACACACACACACACACACACACACACACACACACACACACACACACACACACAGACUGAGUGCUGUGGUGACUGAGGUUUAUUCUGACAUGAGAUGAGAGGAUGAACACCAUUAUUUCUGUGUCUGAGCAUGUGGCUAGUUUAGACAGGUCAUUAAAAGUGCUAACCUUUACUUACUGUGUCAUACUGUCAGCGUUAGCAUGCACAGCAGAGCUGAGCUACAGAAUCCACCAGACACAGAGCUUAUUUCUGAUGUUUAACCCUCAUGUCAGACACAGUGACCAACCGGCCAUGAUGUGACUCAUCCUUUUAAAAGGGCAAAGGUACCACUUUCUAAUAAGGCACUGCUUAUAAAGGAUUUCAUUUUAGUUAUAAAUGGUUAAUAAAUAAUGUACUCAUGCUUCAUAAAUCAGUUAUAUGUCUUUAAAUAAACAAUGUUUGUGUUGCCAGGUUGUUAAACUCCCUUUGACUGGUCAGACAGUUCUUUGUGGAAAAGGGUUUUGGACGAUAUUGGACCAAAAUCCAUUUAGU
This is a messenger RNA of Sander lucioperca (pikeperch), 6911 nucleotides long. Its product is annotated as receptor-type tyrosine-protein phosphatase zeta-like. The transcript has 33 exons. Gene Ontology annotation, molecular function: protein tyrosine phosphatase activity; protein binding. NCBI's taxonomy places the organism in Eukaryota, Metazoa, Chordata, Actinopteri, Perciformes, Percidae. Gene Ontology annotation, biological process: peptidyl-tyrosine dephosphorylation. The record is from RefSeq and is a predicted model, not a curated record. Bases 346 to 6309 code for a protein of 1987 amino acids.